Molecule: messenger RNA, 4232 nt
Organism: Clarias gariepinus (North African catfish)
Lineage: Eukaryota; Metazoa; Chordata; Actinopteri; Siluriformes; Clariidae
Product: rho guanine nucleotide exchange factor 26-like
Exons: 15
Coding region: 190-2904 (904 amino acids)
Biological process (GO): activation of GTPase activity
Molecular function (GO): protein binding; guanyl-nucleotide exchange factor activity
Source: RefSeq, a predicted model, not a curated record
GCGAGGAUGUGGAGUCACUGCGGUGGAGUCUGUUGAACCCGGGAUCUGAUCAGUGUGUGUGUGUGUGUGUGUGUGUGUGUGAAGCAGCGCUUACAGAACCGGAGCUGCGCGCGGGAACCGGAUCAUGAGCUGACGCGUCCAGGUAAAGCGCGCGCGCAGAGGCUGCAAUGUUUGCGCGGAUACCUUGCGAUGGAUUUUAGCAACGAGGUUGAUCUUUCCAACAACAACAACAACUGCAGCAACGGCAACUUCAACGCUCCUCUGUGGAAAAAGCGUGCCACGGACCAGGUCUCGAACGCCAACCUGAAACCCAAACCGAGACCUUUGAGUUAUCAGAUUGACGGUGUCCUCAUGACCGAUUUCCCCUUGGAGGACAAGUGCUCUUUCACUCUCACGCAGCCUGCAGAGACGAUCACUACGACACAAGGAACCAUGGUGAUUAAACAUGUUUUGAACAAGCCUGCCCGUAAGACUCGCGUUGUAAGGAGCAUUAGUAUUGGGCAUCUAUCCAGUGGACGCUUUUCCCUGGCUAGAUUCAGAUCAGAGAAUAAUAAUAAUGAAGACUCUGUGGCCAGUAACCAGGUCUCAAAAAGCACUCAGUCUACAAAAACUGCAAAUGGCUCGAUCAAAACUAAGACCAAAAGAGAUCAUGAUCCUCUAAAGCGACUAUCCAGCCCAGUUACCCUCGUCUCCCAGAGCGAGCAGAUUGUUUUCGGAGACUCGUCCCCAGCAUCAGUUAUUCAAACCCCACAGAAACCUACCUCCCCCUUAUUGAAUUCCCCACAGCUCUCCUCUCCAGUUGCUCUUCGAGCUUCAUCUCAGAGUUCCAUGUCCAGCACUCGUUCCCUUUCUUCUUGCUCUUCUUCCUCCUCCUCCAUUCCCAGCACACCAACCGAACAAUCCCUGUCUCCAUCUGAAGACAGCGGCGUACCUCCAGUUUCACGUCAGUCCUCGAUCACCUCCCAGGGUUCGGACGCCAAGUCGCCCCUGCCUCGCAUGGUCCUCAGUACCCACAGCCCUGCUGCGUUAAAGCUGGGCACCCAGCAGCUCAUUCCUCACAACCUGGCAUCUGACAAACGACCCGGCAAAACCGGACAGUCUGGCGGGCUGAUGGACCCUUCCAAACGUAACCUCCGUGUCCGCAGCAUGGUGGAGAGCGGAUCCUUUUUCUCCAGCACUAAGGAAGAUGAAGAGGCAGAUAGUGAGGAUGCUCCUGGGCUGUUCAGGAGGGGCCUGAGGUCCACGUCAUAUCGCCGGGCUGUGGUCAGCGGUGUAGAACUGGAAGUCCCUUCUAACCUGCCAAGAGUCACAGAGAUGAAAGAAGGACCCCGGAGUCCACGGCCAUCCAAAAGCAAGAGUGGACAGAAGAAGAAAAGACUGCAGUCCCAAAGGACAUUUGACAGCGAGGAAGACGAGGUUCUGUAUCAGAACUACCAGGAGAAGGCUCUGCACAACGACUCGGAUGAGGACGCCGAGUCGAGAGAGUCCAAAGCGGACGAGCGCAUCGUGGUGCAGUACAAACCCAUCCGGACGUCCUGGAGUCAGCUUAGCGUGGUGAAAAAAAGCGGCGUGUGUGAUCAGCUGAGCCAAGAGGAGCGCAAGAGACAAGAGGCCAUCUUCGAGGUGAUCUCGUCCGAGCACAGCUACCUCCACAGCCUCAUGAUCCUCAUCCGGCUGUUCAAGGACUCGGCAGAGCUCCGAGACACCAUGACCAAGACGGACCACCACCACCUCUUCUCCAACAUCGUGGACGUGUGUGAGGCCAGUAAAAAGUUCUUUAAGGAACUCGAGGACAGACACCAGCAGAAUAUCGUCAUCGAUGACGUCAGCGACAUCGUCCUCAGACACGCCCAGGCAAACUUCGAACCCUAUGUGACGUACUGCUCGAACGAGGUGUAUCAGCAAAGAACCUUCCAAAAACUGGUAAACAAGAGGUCGACCUUCAAGGAGGUCCUGUCCCGGAUCGAGGCUCACCCGGAUUGCCGGAACCUACCCAUGAUCUCUUUCCUGAUCCUCCCCAUGCAGAGAGUCACCAGGCUCCCUUUGCUCAUGGACACUAUUUGUCAGAAAACACCUAAAGACUCUCCUCAGUGUGAAGCGUGCAAGAAAGCUCUUCAGUCCGUCAGUAAGCUUGUACGGAAGUGCAAUGAAGGUGCGAGGACAAUGGAAAGGACCGAGAUGAUGUACACCAUUAACUCCCAGCUGGAGUUUAAGAUUAAGCCGUUCCCGCUGGUGUCGUCCUCUCGCUGGAUGGUGAAGCGCGGUGAGCUCACGGCCUACGUGGAGGAGAGCGGGAUCUUCUCCAGGAAGACGACACGCCACCAGGUCUACUUCUUCCUCUUCAACGACGUCCUCAUCGUCACCCGCAAGAAGAGUGACGAGAGCUACACGGUGAUAGACUACGCUCUGAGGCAUCAGAUCUGGGUGGGGCCGUGCCAGCUGGAGGACCUGAACCUCUCGCCAACACGCACCACCGCGGGCAUGCUGACGUCACGACAGGCCGGAGCCAAUCACCUGUUCCGACUCAAAUUCCGCAGCAACCACUCAGGAGACAAAGUGCCCAUGGUCCUGGGGGCGGAGCUUCUUAAUGAGCGCGCUCGCUGGAUCAGCGCACUCGGACACACUAACAGUGAGAAGAGGAACGUGGACAGAACAAAUUCCAUGCAGGUGGAGGUGAUUCGUACGUACACGGCUCGGCAGCCUGAUGAACUCUCGCUGCAGGUGGCAGACGUCGUGAUCGUCUCACAGACAGCAGACGACGGUUGGUACGAGGGCGAGCGAUUACGGGACGGAGAGAGAGGCUGGUUCCUCGCCGAGUGUGCUCAGCCAAUCACGUGCCAGGCCACCAUCGAGAAGAACAUGCAGAGGAUGAACCGCCUCCAGGGUCUGGAGACCAACGUGUGAGCGGGAGUCGCUACGCUUCCUCCAUAAACACACACACAUGAACCACUUGCAGAGAGACUGCGGGAGUGAGGAGCAGCACCGGGCGUGGUCACAGAGCACUGGGACACCAUGGAGCUCUUUUUUUUUAUUAUUAUUUUUAUUAGAAAAGGAGAAUUUUUAUUAGAAGAAGAACUUGAGGAUUCAUUCAGGUUCCCAACAGGAACGUUUAAAGAACCCAGAGGCGUGUGAGGCGUACACGCUGAGGCCUGAUGAUGAACUGAUCGAAAUGAAAAGCACUUUGUGGAGUGCAACUGAAAGAUCCACUAGGGGGCAGUACUGAUUCUGUAUUAAGAAACAAGCUAAACUUUGGGGUUUCACAGCGACGCUAACGCGUCUAAAUAUGUUGUGUAUCUGUAAAUAAUAUUGCAUGAGAGAUUAAUUUGCACUCCACUUCAGUUUUUUUUUUUUUUGGGGGGGGGUUUAAAUGAUGUCGAUUCUUGACACAAAUCACUUUCAGGGUGUAACAAUACACACUGUGGAAUUGUUCAAUGAGGGGGAGGGGUAAAUAUUUUCCCAACGCACUGAGGACAAUCAGAAAGAGCUUUCCAACCAUGUGGAUUUUCAACACCUGAGCUUUCGCACCAGCUUCACGUCCACGGACUCCUGAAAACAAGUCCAACUCUACAAGAGACUUUUAUUGUGUAAACUUUUAACUGCAUGUGUUUUUUUCCGGGAGACGCAACAGGAUGAGCACGAAACGUUUUUAACUUCUCGUCUGUAUAAACGCAAAGUGUAAAUACGUGAAAGGACAGAGUUCAGGGCUCAGGAACGGUUUGUAUUUUUUUUAAACUAUAAAUAUAUAUAAAUACAUAUUCACUCAACGUCUAAAAGGCUGGAGUGGUUGUACUUAACCAGCGGCAAUUUGCAUAAACGGUCAGGAGCGCGGCGCUCGGGACGACGAGCCGCAUGGUGUAUAAAUCAUACUUACAUAACGGCUUUUAUCUUCCUAAAGAUCAAACGCUGCACUUCAGCGCCGCAGUUAUGAAACUGGAAAAUUACGCGGAGUUUAAAUUUUUUGUGACGCUGGCUCGGAGAUUUGUCACAAGGACAAAAAAAACUAAAAAAUAAAAUGUUUUAAAAUGAUUUUUUUUUUUUUUUUUAUGAAGGAAUGCUUAAAAUGAGGUGCUUUUUGCUUUCAGAUUUGUACUGGUGCUCUUUGAGGAGGGGUGUAUAUGAAUGAUUACAUUAAAUCUAAUACUGUAAAUAUUGCAUCAUAUACUGUAACCUGUGUAUGAUCCUGUAACUGAUCUAAAAGCAAAUAUAUUUUAUAAAGGGCCGGGUUUGUUGCA